Clonostachys rhizophaga is the source of this 786-nucleotide messenger RNA. NCBI's taxonomy places the organism in Eukaryota, Fungi, Ascomycota, Sordariomycetes, Hypocreales, Bionectriaceae. The record is from the annotation of a GenBank genome assembly.
AUGGCCCGAGGAAUCAAGAAGCACCAGAAGCGCCUUAGCGCCCCCUCGCACUGGCUGCUGGACAAGCUGUCCGGUGUCUACGCCCCCAAGCCCUCUGCCGGUCCUCACAAGCUCCGCGACUGCAUGCCCCUGAUCGUGUUCAUCCGCAACCGCCUCAAGUAUGCUCUCAACUUCCGUGAGACCAGGUCUAUUCUCAUGCAGCGCCUGGUCAAGGUCGACGGCAAGGUCCGCACCGACAUGACCUACCCCGCCGGCUUCAUGGACGUCAUCACCAUCGACAAGACCGGCGAGAACUUCCGUCUCGUCUACGACACCAAGGGCCGCUUCACCGUCCACCGAAUCCAGACCGAGGAGGCCGAGUACAAGCUCGGCAAGGUCAAGCGUGUCCAGCUCGGCCGUGGUGGAAUCCCAUUCUUGGUCACGCACGAUGCGAGAACCAUCCGCUACCCUGACCCUCUGAUCAAGGUCAACGACACUGUCAAGAUCGAGCUUGCCACUGGCAAGAUCACCGACUUCAUCAAGUUCGACACCGGUGCCAUUGCCAUGGUCACUGGUGGUCGCAACAUGGGUCGUGUUGGUGUCAUCACCCACCGUGAGCGUCACGAUGGUGGCUUCAACAUCGUCCACAUCAAGGACGCCAUUGACAACACCUUUGCUACCCGUGAGAGCAACGUUUUCGUCAUUGGCCAGGACAAGCCCUGGAUCUCCCUGCCCAAGGGCAAGGGUGUCAAGCUCACCAUCGCUGAGGAGCGUGACCGCCGCAGGGCCAACGCCAGCGCCCACUAA